Molecule: messenger RNA, 1584 nt
Organism: Sphenostylis stenocarpa
Lineage: Eukaryota; Viridiplantae; Streptophyta; Magnoliopsida; Fabales; Fabaceae
Source: the annotation of a GenBank genome assembly
AUGUCGCUUUCGAUGUUCCUGCAAAGGUUGCAAGGGUUCAAGGUUUCUCCUUCUCUUUCCAUUCCCAAGUUUCUUCCUUUUCUUGUUAACCCUAAUACCCUCUUGUCCUCUGGCUCUCACUCCUACUCUCAAUCCUCAUUACUAUUACUUGAGGAUCAGAAUAUUCAGGACGCAGUCUCCCAAUUCAAUUGCUUGCUUCUUAUGAGCCCUGUUCCUUCCCAGAUCGAAUUUGGCAAGAUUUUGAGAUCCCUUGUGAAGAUGGAGCAUUACCCUACUGCAAUUUCCCUUCUUAAGCAGAUGGAGUUUAGGGGAAUUGAUCCUGGCUUUAUUAAUCUCAACCUCCUCAUCAAUUGUUUUUGUCACUUGUAUCACGUGACUUUGGCAUUCUCUGUAUUCGCCAACAUUCUCAAGUUGGGUUAUCACCCAAAUGUUAUAACCUUCACUACACUUAUCAGAGGUCUCUGUCUCAAAGGUGAGGUCAAGCAAGCACUCAACCUUCAUGAUAAAUUGAUAGCACAAGGAUUUCGAUUCAAUCAUGUUUGUUACGGGACUUUGAUCUAUGGGUUGUGCAAGAUAGGAGAAACCAAAGCUGCCAUCCAAUUCCUCAGAACAAUUGAAGCCCGGUUAAUUAAGCCUGACGUGGUAAUGUAUAGCUCAAUUAUUGACUCUCUAUUCAAAGAUGAACUUACAAAUGAGGCUUAUGAUAUGUAUACUGAAAUGGUUGCUAGGGGAAUUUGUGCUAACAUUUACACUUAUAAUAUUAUAAUUGAUGCAUUAUGCAAAAGUGGAAGGGUGAAAGAAGCAAAAAAUGUGUUAGCUGUAAUGUUGAAAGUUUCGGUGACACCUGAUGUUGUUAGCUUUAAUACUUUAAUGGAUGCGUUUUAUUUAAGUAAUGAGGUAAAGGAUGUCAAGAAUGCAUUUAAUACUAUGAUGGCAAUGGGAAUAACUCCUAAUGUUGUCAGCUAUAACAUCAUGAUUGAUGGACUAUGUAAGAAUAAUAGGGUGGAAGACGCUAUGAGUCUCUUGGAGGAAAUGCAUGGAAGAAAUAUAACUCCUAAUAUGGUAACUUACGCUUCUCUUAUGGAUGGUUUAUGCAAACUUGGGAGAAUAUCUUGUGUUUGGAAUUUCAUUGAUAAGAGGGAGGAUAGAGGUCAACCAGUAAAAAUAACCAUGUAUAGUUCUUUGUUAGAUGCUUUAUUCAAAAACAAUGAACUAAAUAGAGCCAUUGCAUUAUUCGGGAAACUGAUAAAGAAGGGAUUUUAUUCAAAUAUAUACAUUUACACCAUAUUUAUUGAUGGAUUGUGUAAAGGAGGAAGACUUAAGACUGCACAAGAAGUUUUUCAAGAUCUUUUGAUUAAAGGCGUCAGACUCAACCAAUACACCUAUAAUGUUAUGAUCAAUGGGCUUUGUAAGGAGGGUUUGUUUGAUGAGGCAUUGACAUGGUUGUCUAAAAUGGAAGACAAUGGUUGCAAAGCCGAUGCUAUAACUUUCAGUACAAUCAUACAUGCUCUCUUUGAAAAGAAUGAGAUUGAUAAGGCAGAGAAAUUGAUUUGUGAAAUGAUCGCUAGAGGCCUGGUGAAAUGA